This is a messenger RNA of Rubroshorea leprosula, 1431 nucleotides long. The record is from the annotation of a GenBank genome assembly. NCBI's taxonomy places the organism in Eukaryota, Viridiplantae, Streptophyta, Magnoliopsida, Malvales, Dipterocarpaceae.
CUGCAAAAUGGUUGUAAAAGGUAGAAGAGAAAAUAAUGGUCAGGUCUCCCAUUUAGGUUGAGUGAAGGCAGAAAAAUGAAUGGAGUGAAAGAAGCAGAAGCAGAAGAAUACCAUUCAAAGGACUUCGAAUGGGCAACUCUGAAACAAGAAAUAGAAGACGAUCCUUCUCUUCGCUACCAUCUUCUCCCUUUCCAUUUCCCACAACAAGAAACAACAACAGCAACAACAGCAACAAGGCAACCGGAAUCGAUAAGAGCAUGGCAACGCUUCCACAUCCAACAUUCCUCCGGCAAGUUCUUCAAGGAGAGAAGGUAUCUGUUGAAGGAAUUCCCAGAACUGGUUUCUUGUGGAGAAUUUUGUAGGGUUUUGGAAGUUGGGUGUGGAAAUGGCAGCACUGCGCUUCCUAUAUUGCGGGGCAAUAAGACAAUUAUACUAUAUGCUUGCGACUGUAGCAAUGAGACUUUAGAAAGGGCCAAAGAAUUUGUAGCUGCGAGUAACAUAGUCUCACUGGAACAUCGUUUCCAUCCUUUCUAUUGUGAUUUUGCUACAUUUGGGUUUCCAAAAUGGCUGUCAUGCGGCUCUUGCAGAGAAAAAUUUGCACAGAACAGGCAGACUUCUUUUUCAGAUGUGAAAGAACAUGGUGGAACCCAUGUAAAUGAUUUAUGUUCUAUGGAAGAAAGCACAUGUUGCCUUGGGGGGGUGGACUUUGUUACCUUGAUAUUUACACUAUCUGCAGUACCACUUGAAAGGAUGCCUGGAGCCAUUAAAGAGUGCUUUUCUGUAUUGAAGCCUGGUGGAAUGCUCUUAUUUAGAGAUUAUGGCCUCUAUGACAUGACUAUGCUCCGGUUUGAGCCAGAUCAAAGAGUAGGGUUCAGGGAGUACAUGCGUUCAGAUGGCACCUAUUCUUAUUUCUUCUGUCUGGAUACUGUCAGGAGUCUUUUUGUUGGUGCUGGCUUCAUCGAGGUUGAAGUUGAAUAUUGUUGUGUCAAGUCAGUGAAUCGCCGAAAUGGGAAGAGCAUGCGAAGGGUGUGGGUACAUGGAAAGUUCCAGAAACCUAUAUGAAUUCAGGAGUCUAUGCACCCAUUUUUGAGGUACUGUAAGAGACGCAUAAAACCUAUUCUCUUCACACAUAGCUUCUGGUGACAAUUUUCUCUUUUCAUUAGAAUAUUAACAUUUGUUCAAGGUCCUUUUCUUUCUUGAGAGAGGUUGAAGGAAGCUGAUUAUUGAAGAGAAUUAUUUUCCCCUUAUAUUUUUAAGAUGGAGAUGCAAUAAAAAAAAAAUGCCCUUUAAUUUGGACUUUCCUUUAUUGCUAGAACUCUCUUAAAAUUGAAAAUUCUAUGUAAGAUCAAGCACAUUGUUCAUCAUAUCCUUGGAAUGGUAAUAUUUGAUCACAUUGCAUGGAAAAAGAUCAGAUAAACGAGCCUUAAGGGU